AUGUCCACAGCUGAUGAAAUAAAUCCCGCCAACGCUGGCGAUGCUACAAGUAAGGCCGACAGCCAAGUCACCGCUGAACCAGCGAUCCCCGAAGGCCCAACUGAUAGCCAUGUGCUGUCCCAAGUCGAACAGGAUGAAAAGGGCCUUGCGCAGAAAGCUGGCGACACCGAGGGAAUUACCAAUAUUGGAUGGGGUGUCUCACCUAACGUUAUUGAAGAGCCUUUAGUCGCUGGGUUGUCAAAUGAAGAUCUGUGGAUGCUCAUUAGGCGAUUCGACAAGCAAGUCUACAGAGUCAAAGCUGUGCCUGAUGCUCCCCUCCAAAACCUGGAUUUAACACGAACGGACGAUGAUGAAUUUUCUCCGGAUAAGCUCCGGGCUACGAUGGAACGAUUCUACAUCACAGUCGUCGUUUACCUUGCUGCAUGGCUUCUCGAUCUACUAGCCCCGACCGUGCUAGCGGCUCUACUCGCCCUAGUGGUCUACCCACCAUUGCGACCAAUAAUGUUUCCCCCAGCGCCAAUAGCUCUCGUGGACAAAGAUACGGGCGGUGUACAAAAGCCGAAAGCAGGAAUUCUUGGCUCCCACGACAGCAUCACUGGUGCACCGGAGAAAUUCAAGGGUGAGGCAGCUGAGCAGGAAGCAAGUAACUUGGUAGCAAGUGUCGCUAGCGUGACCGUGGGCAGCGCAGUCGGGAAGCACGAUCAAGGCGUACCCGACGAUGCACCCUUUGAAGAUGACGUUCCUGAUGCUAUGGAUAUUGUUGCCAAUACUGCUGAUGCACAAAGUGCCGCGCAUGGGAAAGUGCCAACUGACACUCAUGACAAAACACGACAACCUAUGCGACAGGGCGUGAUGAACGCUGCGAACUUUGCUAUGCAAGUCGUGGGUGAUAUCACGGAUACCUAUGAGAGACUAGGAAAUGCUUUAUCGGCAACGGCUCCAUUCCCUCGGCUGAAGCCUCGUCUACGUCUAGCAGCCGUGCUAGGUCCAGCGUGUCUGCUUUCAUUACUGACAACAAGUUAUGUUUUGAUGAAGGUCUGUACGCUUUUGGCUGGGUUUUCAUUCUUCGGGGACCCGGUGAUCAGACAAGGAAUAAGAUAUCUGAACCGCCAGUUCCCGAAGUGGCAGAAGAUGAUAGAGUUGCAGAACUCUCUACUCAAAGGCAUUCCGACAAACGCCCAGGUGACCGUCACACUUCUCCGCAUCGGUGAAGCCAAUGCAUCACCACUACCACCUCCCCCAACAUCACAAGAAAAAGCACACUCGCGUCCAGCCUCAUUACACCACGAGGAGCUAAGCCUCGGAGCAACUGAUGCAGAAAUCAAAGAUGCAGCGUUAGUCAAGCCUGAUAAUGACGACACCCCCGAAACCCAUUCCGAGGCAGAGAAGAACCACAAGAAAACACUAGCGUCAAGAGUGCUAGGAUUCUUCCGCGGAACGACAGCAAGCGGCGUCGAAAGCAAAAGAGGCAUCGACCGCCUACGAGCAGCGGUUGGCUCACGACAUGCAAAGAACCGAGUCGGUGUUCUGCGCCAGAAGGGCAAAAUGAUAACACCCAUCGGCCCAGUAUCAUUUGAUGCUCGCCACAAAGGGAAACGCGGCACAGCGGUUAUAGACUCGACGAAGGAGCCCGCACUUCUCUACUUCACAACAGACAUACCGCAGAACGGAGACAUAGAACUAGAACAUCGAAAGGCUGGAUCCGUUCUGUUUACCAUGCCCGUUUCUGAUAUCCAGGAAAUGAGGAAACUGGGUGGACUGGGGUGGAAGGGGAAAUUGGUUGUUGGGUGGGCGCUUGGUAGUAAAGAGGUUGUUGAUGGGUUGCUUCUUACUGGGAAGAAGCCUGGGCAGACGUAUCAGCUUACGGCUAUGGGGACGAGAGAUCAAUUAUUCAAUCGGCUUAUUGCUAUCGAUGGACAGGUUUGGGCUAGCUGUUGA
Messenger RNA from Penicillium arizonense, 1938 nucleotides. RefSeq names its product DUF3292 domain-containing protein. Lineage: Eukaryota; Fungi; Ascomycota; Eurotiomycetes; Eurotiales; Aspergillaceae. The coding region runs from base 1 to 1938 and encodes 645 amino acids. The transcript is spliced from 5 exons. The record is from RefSeq and is a predicted model, not a curated record.